Messenger RNA from Mangifera indica (mango), 1195 nucleotides. RefSeq names its product protein EXORDIUM-like 2. The record is from RefSeq and is a predicted model, not a curated record. The coding region runs from base 68 to 970 and encodes 300 amino acids. The transcript has a single exon. NCBI's taxonomy places the organism in Eukaryota, Viridiplantae, Streptophyta, Magnoliopsida, Sapindales, Anacardiaceae.
CUUCUCAGCUUCAACAACACUUCACUCAGACAGCUUUUGAGAAUAUCUCGUCUCUUUGCCCACGAUCAUGGCAUCUAUAUACCACUUGGCCAUUCUUCCUCUUCUGCUCUUCUGUUCUGUCUCUCCCACGCUCUCUGCUUUAGUUCAAGAGCAACCUCUUGUUUUAAAAUACCACAACGGCCUUCUCCUCAAAGGUAACGUUAGCGUUAAUCUCAUCUGGUACGGCAAGUUUACUCCUAUCCAACGCUCCAUAAUCGUUGAUUUUAUCCAUUCGUUGAACUCCAACCGGGCUCCACAGCCCUCCACCUCAUCCUGGUGGAAAACCACUGAAAAAUACAAAGGAGGUUCAUCCAACCUUGUUGUACAGCAUCAAAUCCUCCACGAAGACUACUCUCUCGGCAAGUACCUCAAGAAUUACCAUUUAAUGGCUUUAGCUAAGAAAGUAAGGAAUACGGUUACUUCCUCCAUUAACGUCGUCUUAACGUCGGAGGAUGUUGUCGUUGAUGGGUUCUGUAUGAGGUGUGGCAGUCAUGGGACUGUUAAGGAGACUGGCCGUGGAUCAGCCCACGGAACUUAUGUUUGGGUCGGCAACUCUGAGACUCAGUGCCCGGGCCAAUGCGCUUGGCCCUUCCACCAGCCCAUUUACGGCCCGCAAACCCCACCGUUAGUGGCUCCUAACGGAGACGUCGGAGUUGAUGGCAUGAUCAUAAACUUGGCCACCCUUUUGGCUGGCACCGUUACCAACCCGUUUAACAAUGGGUAUUUCCAAGGUCCCGCCAGCGCACCACUGGAAGCCGUCUCCGCUUGCACGGGUAAAUUCGGGGCUGGUUCGUACCCGGGGUAUCCGGGUCGGGUCUUGAUGGAUAAGGUAACCGGAGCGAGUUAUAACGCUCACGGGGUUAACGGGAGGAAGUACUUGCUGCCUGCCAUGUGGGAUCCGCAGACAUCAGCGUGUAAGACAAUUGUGUGAGAGUGAUGACGAGGCAUGACACGUGUGAAAUGGGGGCAGACGUGGCAGUAGGAUGUGGCCACGUAUGUAUGUAGAUAAGAUUUGAGGUUUUUGUUGUGUUUGUGUGCGAGAGAGUCACGUGUAAAUUAUACGUGGAAGUUAAAAAGCAAAAAGAAAGAUGAAGUGAAUGUGAAAUGGAAAGUAAAAUGGUAAUAAUAAUAGUAAAAGAAAAUAUUAUUUUAAUAA